UUUGGCGAACAUAUUUUUAAUCGUGAACGCUCCUCGGGUCUGUGUGAGGAGUCAGGAAGGAGGCGACAGGAGCAACAAAGAAGAGCAAGUGUCCGGUUUACACCUCCUCCUCAGCAACAACAAUCUAAUAAAUCACACGGUAGGACAAAGGAUUUGGUUUGCAUGUGAGGACAAGUAACUACCGAGCCAACCAUGGCAAACAAUGCAGGGGAUAUCGAAAACAAUAUGCAGCAGGACCAACAGCAGGCCAACCAGGUGCCACAACCCAGUUCACAGCCGCAGGAGACUGGCGGGAUCGGAGCGCGGUCCAGAGGCAGUUCAGGAGCUAGACGCAAUGGUGGAGGUGGUGGCAGUAGUGGACCAGAACAGAAUGGCCAGCCGCCUACCACACAGCCCCCACGCCUGGUGGAGAAUGAGGAGGACGACGAUGAAGAGUUGACCUUGAAAUAUGGGGCCAAGCAUGUCAUCAUGCUCUUUGUUCCUGUGACUCUGUGCAUGGUGGUGGUCGUGGCAACUAUAAAGUCCGUCAGCUUUUACACCCAGAAUGAUGGACAGAGACUGAUCUACACACCAUUCCCAGAAGAUACAGACACAGUAGCACAGAGAGCCGUCAACUCCAUCCUUAAUGCCACCAUCAUGAUCACUGUGAUCAUCGUCAUGACAUUGGUUCUGGUUCUCUUAUACAAAUACCGUUGCUAUAAGGUGAUCCAAGGCUGGCUGUUCGUCUCCUCUCUCCUCCUGCUGUUUUUCUUCUCAUUCAUCUACCUCAAGGAGGUUUUUAAGACCUAUAAUGUAGCCAUGGACUACUUCACCAUAGCAGUGGUCAUUUGGAACUUUGGCGUGGUAGGUAUGAUCUGCAUUCAUUGGAAAGGACCACUUCGGCUCCAGCAGGCCUACCUCAUCAUGAUCAGUGCUCUCAUGGCUCUGGUUUUCAUCAAGUACCUGCCAGAGUGGACCGCCUGGCUCAUCCUAGCCGUUAUAUCUGUCUAUGAUUUGUUAGCGGUGCUUUGCCCCAAAGGGCCCCUGAGGAUCCUGGUGGAGACGGCUCAGGAGAGAAAUGAACCCAUCUUUCCAGCUCUCAUUUACUCCUCUACUAUGGUGUGGCUUGUCAACAUGGCUGAUGUUGACGAGCCAAACAGGAACUCUACAAAAGCAGCACAGCCUCAAACAGAAAGUCAAGAAGCUGUGCCUUCUCCCGCUCCUUCCAGUCCAUCACAGGAUGACGGCGGCUUCACGCCAUCCUGGGUCAGCCAGCAGCAGCACCAGCUGGGGCCAAUGCAGUCGACACCAGAGACCAGACAGGAGAUCCAGCAGAUGCCCUCCGCUCGGCCUCCCGUUGAAGAGGACGACGAGGAGAGAGGCGUCAAGCUGGGGCUUGGUGAUUUCAUCUUCUACAGUAUGCUGGUGGGGAAGGCCUCUGCCGCUGCCAGCGGCGACUGGAACACCACGCUCGCUUGUUUUGUAGCCAUCCUCAUUGGCCUGUGUUUGACCCUGCUCCUUCUCGCCAUCUUCAAGAAAGCACUUCCUGCUUUGCCCAUCUCUAUCUUUUUCGGCCUGGUCUUCUACUUCGCCACAGACAACCUGGUGCGGCCCUUCAUGGACAAGCUGGCGCUUCACCAGUUCUACAUUUAGCAGGAUGUUGCUGUGAUAAUGCUAGCCCAUGUUGGCUCUUCUGUCAUCAGCGGGAGCGAGGUUACACCAUGUUCGAGGGACACUCGGUGAUUCUGGUGCCAGUGUCCCCUCUUUAAAACUCAUGAUGAGACCCAUGUUGCUUCUGUUCUGCCUUCAAUUUUUGGCACAAGGGAACAAACAAUAUUCCUCAUUACAGCUGUUCCUAAUUUUUUUUUUUUCCUUUUAAAAUGGAUGUGACAAUCUGAGACAGUUCUGCUACACUUCCACAGUUUGAGAUGAACAUCGCUCAGUUUGAGGCCUAAUCUUCAAACAGUUGUAUUAUUCAGCAUUCCCGGGUGCAGAUGUUCCGAGCUCAUGGUUCUGUUUUGGUUUGAUACCGGGAAGCAUGAGUGCUCUUUCUCAGCAGUGACCUGCGUCAUAUCCACACACACUCAGCUCAACUGAGCAGCUUUACUGGUGCAGCUGGGGUUUCCCAAAGGUGGCUUUGCUCAGGGACACCUCGGCAGUAGCUGCUGAGGAGACACCGUUCUUUGAGGUGGUCAAAUGUCUUUCCUGUGAAGUUUGUUUUGAUGCCCCCAA
Messenger RNA from Thalassophryne amazonica, 2211 nucleotides. It is a transcript of the gene psen1, whose product is annotated as presenilin 1. Gene Ontology annotation, biological process: smooth endoplasmic reticulum calcium ion homeostasis; amyloid precursor protein catabolic process; amyloid-beta metabolic process. Gene Ontology annotation, cellular component: apical plasma membrane; growth cone; neuronal cell body. Gene Ontology annotation, molecular function: beta-catenin binding; cadherin binding; aspartic endopeptidase activity, intramembrane cleaving. Bases 193 to 1632 code for a protein of 479 amino acids. The transcript is spliced from 11 exons. The record is from RefSeq and is a predicted model, not a curated record. NCBI's taxonomy places the organism in Eukaryota, Metazoa, Chordata, Actinopteri, Batrachoidiformes, Batrachoididae.